ACGUCGACUUCUGCUGCAAAAUGGCGUCGUUGACAGAAGUCAUGCAGACGAACCGGUCCAGUUCUUCAUCAUUGUUCAAAAAACGCACAGGAAUGAUGACCCAAAGGAGGUUCAGACUUUUGGACAACAGUGUCCUUUUAUUCCUUUCGUUAGCCUCCAUGUUGCAUUGUGCUCUGGCUGACGGCAAAACCUUGGUUCUGCUGGACAACCUCAACAUCCGAGACACCCAUUCAAUCUUCUUCCGCAGUCUGGCAGAUCGUGGCUUUGACAUCACAUUCAAGACAGCUGAUGAUCCUUCCCUAACUCUGAUCAAAUAUGGCCAGUUCGUGUAUGACCAUUUAAUCAUCUUUUCACCAUCUGUUGAGGACUUUGGAGGAAAUAUAAAUGUGGAGACUAUUACAUCCUUUAUUGAUGGUGGAGGCAACGUCCUGGUUGCUGCCAGUUCAGAUAUUGGUGACCCUCUGAGGGAGCUGGGUAGUGAGUGUGGCAUCGAGUUUGAUGAGGAAAAGACUGCUGUCAUUGACCAUCACCACUAUGACGUGUCUGACCCCGGAGAGCACACUCUGAUUGUUGCUGAUCCAGAGAACCUGCUGAAAGCACCAACUAUUGUCGGCAAACCCACCAAUAAACCUGUUUUAUUCAAGGGUGUUGGCAUGGUGGCAGACCCAGAGAACCCUCUGGUCCUGGACAUCCUUACUGGCUCUUCUACUUCCUACUCCUUUUUCCCUGACAGACCUAUCUCUCAGUACCCCCAUGCUGUUGGCAAGAACACCCUGCUGAUCGCUGGACUUCAGGCCAGAAACAAUGCCAGAGUGGUUUUCAGCGGCUCCCUGGACUUCUUCAGUGACGCCUUUUUCAACUCUGCUGUGCAGAAAGCCACGCCUGGCUCCCAGAGGUACGAGCAGACAGGGAACAUGGAGCUGGCCGAGGCUCUGUCACGCUGGGUGUUCAAGGAGGCCGGAGUCCUCAGAGUAGGAGCCGUCACCCAUCAUCCUGUUGGAGAGACCACUCCCCCCGCGGCAUACACAAUCACAGAUCUUGUGGAGUACAGCAUUGUCAUUGAGAUGUUGUCCGAGGGCCGCUGGGUUCCCUUCGACGGAGAUGAUAUUCAGCUUGAGUUUGUGAGGAUAGAUCCCUUCGUCAGGACUUAUCUCAAGAAAAAUGGAGGUAAAUAUAGCGUCCAGUUCAAGCUGCCUGAUGUGUACGGAGUCUUCCAGUUUAAGGUGGACUACAACCGACUGGGAUACACACAUCUCUACUCCUCCACUCAGGUAUCUGUCCGUCCCCUGCAGCACACUCAGUAUGAGCGCUUCAUCCCCUCAGCCUAUCCAUACUAUGCCAGCGUUUUCUCCAUGAUGGCUGGACUCUUUGUCUUCAGCAUAGUCUUCCUGCACAUGAAAGAGAAGGAGAAGUCAGACUAAAGCAAAGAAACAGCGGGGAAGAUAACAAGAUUAUAGAACAGAACUUCUGGUGUGAAGAGUUGAAAUUGAAUGUCUUGAUGGCUUGAAUCUUCAUGCAGGGACUUGGACUGUUGUCCUUUGUAAAAAUACAGUUUCUGUUCGGUUAUUGGGGCACUCAACUAAUUGGGUCCUGAGGCCAAAAGGGGUGCUGACUGUAACACAAUGUAGUGGAUGGGGUUUUUUGUUUGUUUGUUUUCAAAGGCCUGUAAAUGUCAUGAACUGAGUCAGCAUUUAUGUAAAGUUGCUUUACAUUUGAUAAAAUAAAAUGAUCUCCUAAGUAGAGCACUUGCCUUUCCUUUAUAAUGUAAUCCAUAUUAAAAUUUGACCCACAUUUUGUCAAUCAGGAAAGAUUAAUGGUUAACUACAUGCACUGAUGAACUGUUCAUUUGUAUUUGAUAAGACUUUAAUGUGUUUCCAAAAAAGUUGGGAGUCAUCUUAACAAUAAAAAUUGACAUUCCACUCAA
Micropterus salmoides (largemouth bass) is the source of this 1924-nucleotide messenger RNA. It is a transcript of the gene ddost, whose product is annotated as dolichyl-diphosphooligosaccharide--protein glycosyltransferase subunit (non-catalytic). The transcript has 11 exons. NCBI's taxonomy places the organism in Eukaryota, Metazoa, Chordata, Actinopteri, Centrarchiformes, Centrarchidae. Bases 21 to 1421 code for a protein of 466 amino acids. Gene Ontology annotation, cellular component: endoplasmic reticulum membrane; oligosaccharyltransferase complex. The record is from RefSeq and is a predicted model, not a curated record.